AUGGCAUCCUCAGCAUUCUCCUUCGGCUUCGGCGGCGACGACAUAGAGGACGACUCUGUCCCGGGCGCCGAGGCCUCCGCGCCUGUCCCGGAGCCCGAGACCCCGCAGUCCGCUGCGGCCAGUGCCUUCCCGGUCCCUGGUAAACCCCAGCUACCGCCUACCGGUCACGUCCUGCAGGACAUGCUCGCGAAACUGCCCUCCAAAGUUGCCUUUGGAAUCCUGGACGUGACCCUUGACGACGGCAGCGUCAUCAAAGUUCCUCGGCGAGAAUUGUGGGAUGUGCGAGUGCAGCUCAUGGCCGAGGAUGAGGCCGCCAGUGAGGGUCCCGAAGCCGAGGGACUUGGCAGCCACGACGUCAAGACGGGUGUCUACGAGGGCGGCUUCAAGAGCUGGGAGAGCAGCGUCGAUCUCGUCAAGGUGCUCGCCAGUGGCCAGUACUUGGACAUGCUAAAGCAACGGCCUCUCCGAGUGAUCGAGCUUGGAUGCGGCACGGCGCUCCCUUCUCUGGCCCUUCUGCAGUGGGCUAUGAAGGACUCGGCCCCGAGAUCGCCGCUUUUGCUCACCCUCGCCGACUACAACCCGACGGUUCUGCAGUUGGUCACGCUACCCAACUUCAUCCUCGCCUGGGCCCUCCAAAGCAGAGACCAGAACCCUUCCCUGCAGGAGGCAUUUGCGUUGGAGGACGAACUCGAACUUACACCCGAGGUUUUGCAGCAUUUCCAGGACUUCCUUACGUCUUCUCAAAUUUCUCUUAACUUCAUUUCUGGUGGUUGGUCAGUCGAGCUGGUCGAUCUCUUAUACGAGACUCAGUCCAAGUUGGACAAGUCCGACAAUUUCGAUACCCUGCUGGUGGGAGCCGAGACGAUAUACUCGCCAUUCGCGCUGGAGGCUUUCAACGAGAUGGUUUUCGCCAUUCUUAUCAGAGAGCAGAGCGAGCGCAGCAACUGCCAGUCGCAGGCGCUGGUCGGAGCGAAGAGGCUCUACUUUGGAGUUGGGGGUUCACUCGAUGAUUUCGUGGACAAGGCCAGAGGAAAGGGCGCAACAGUGGACCAGGUCAGAGAGGAGGCCGAGGGCGUCCGGCGAGGAGUCGUCCGCUGUACGUUGAGUGCAGCCCGUUAA
This is a messenger RNA of Colletotrichum spaethianum, 1119 nucleotides long. RefSeq names its product histidine protein methyltransferase 1. NCBI's taxonomy places the organism in Eukaryota, Fungi, Ascomycota, Sordariomycetes, Glomerellales, Glomerellaceae. Gene Ontology annotation, biological process: peptidyl-histidine methylation, to form tele-methylhistidine. The record is from RefSeq and is a predicted model, not a curated record. Bases 1 to 1119 code for a protein of 372 amino acids. The transcript is spliced from 2 exons. Gene Ontology annotation, molecular function: protein-L-histidine N-tele-methyltransferase activity.